GACUGCCAGCACUUCAUUUCGGGCAGGUAAACCGAGGACGACAUGCGCAAGGCCAUCUACCAACUUGGACGCGCCGUGCGUGAAACCGGUCAAGCUGUGGACCGCUUGGGUCUGCGUGUGCUUGGCAGCAACCUGCACCGUGAAAAGUUUUCCCGUCAUCGCCAAGUCAUGGCCCUGUACGACAAGGUUCCCAUGAUCGCACACGACUCGUGGGUGGCCCCGAACGCGUCUGUGAUUGGUGACGUCGAGAUCUGCAACGACUCGUCGAUCUGGUAUGGCGUCGUGAUUCGCGGAGACUUGAACAAGGUUUCGAUUGGGAACCGUACCAACAUCCAAGACCGCGCGGUGAUCCACACGUCGAGCACGACGACUCCUGGUCUCGCUCCUGGAACUUCGAUCGGCAACAACGUGACGGUCGGCCACGGUGCCAUCUUGUACUCGUGCACCAUCGAAAACAACGUGUUGGUUGGCAUGGGUUCCAUUGUGCUGGACGGUGCGUUGGUUGAGUCCAACUCGAUCUUGGCGGCUGGCACGGUUGUGCCUCCUGGUCGCCGCAUUCCGUCGGGCCAGCUGUGGGCCGGCAGCCCUGCGCAAUUCGUGCGCGAUGUCAGCGAAGACGAAGUAGCAGACUUGGUCAAGCAAGCCACGGAGUACACCAAGCUGGCCGAAACACACAGCGAAGAAUUCUUGCCCUAUGGCACCGCGUACUUGGACGCCGAACGCAUCAAAGCACAAGGCGGACAGUUGUAAUCAGCCCAAUAUAGCGCUGACACCAUGUAACUCAGGCAUAGUUUGUUGUGCAAUGCGACUUGUCCGGAGCUCGUGCCAGGACAAUCUUGUCCAUCGCUUCA
Molecule: messenger RNA, 851 nt
Organism: Aphanomyces invadans
Lineage: Eukaryota; Oomycota; Saprolegniomycetes; Saprolegniales; Verrucalvaceae
Exons: 4
Coding region: 43-750 (235 amino acids)
Source: RefSeq, a predicted model, not a curated record